AUGUCGGAGAAAUACCCUUUAGAUAGAUGCUUUGAAAUGAAAACAGUUGAUGACUGGAAUAGUAUCGAUCCAAACGAAACAGAUCUUGUUUUAUUCACCGAACCUUUCGCAGAGCAACAGAAUGAGUCCCGCUUACAUCGCAUAUUCCAAAGCAUGCUAGAUUCUUGUAAGAUGCCGAGCAAGGAAUUUAGAAUCGAUAUUGUGAUAGUCUCCGAAAACUUAAAGGUCAACCAAUGGAAGGAGAAUCAUGACGAUAAUGAGAUCUUCAAAAACGUUAUUGAGCUGUUUAUGCCAACUGAUGAAAACAACCCACUGAAUCUAGAAAAACGUAAUUUUUUAGCUAUACUUAGGCCAGUGACGGAACAAGUGAGACUUGGGAAAGUCAGUGUUAUUACAUUGACGAAUUUGCAGGCAAAAUACAAGUAUAAUACUUCCUUUGUCGAGGCUUGGCUCAACAAGUUUGAUAUAAUCUAUGCAGCUGUAAUCAAAGGACUGCUGAAUGUGAUAGUUACGUGUGAAUCAAGUUUCUUCGAAAAGGUUGUAGAGAACUAUACCACCCAUGCUCUACUGAAUCACAUAAUACAGCUACAAGAUAAAGCUUUUGUCAAUGUUGCUGUGAAAGAAGAGCCAGUAUCUUCCACACCCGAGAACCCAAGCUUUUCAAAUACAGGGGCACCAGCUGAAAAGGUAUUAAAAACUGUAGACGUACGCGUGAACAAAUUAAGAGUCACUGCACAGCCAUCUAUGAUAGACCAGAAAGAACUUAACAUGAUGUGGAAAAGAACGGAUAAAAACAAACAUGAAAUCUAUGAAGAAUGUGAGCGGAUAAGCAAGUUCAUAGAAAAUAUGUCAAGCUCCAUUGUGCACGUUUGGCCGGCUUACGACACAAAUGCAAAUGAUGAUAUCGUGUUUGUUGUAAUCACUACUAAGGACAUCGAUGACGAUCUGCAGGUCAAAGACAAACUUGAAAAGACUGGUUACAAUGUCUUUGUUACUCGUGUUGAUUCGUGUAGCAAAGAAUCAGAACAAGUUUUACAAAAAGUAGAUCAAUUGGAGACAAAUCAAUGCUUUUCUAAAUUAGAAGAUUUAGGAAGCGUUAUCAAUAAGCACUCUGACCGACUUCUACGAAAUCAUCAAUAUCUAUCUGCUAUAUCAGGAAGUAAUGUUAGAUCUGAAAGGUUUAGUUUAGGGCAAUCCGAGCAUUUUGUUUCUUUCCAAUCAUGCAUUGUUUUAUAUGUUAUUGCAAAAGGUAAAAUUCCACUGCACGAAAAUAAAUUUGAAGACAAUUUAGAUGGCAUUCCAGUUGAUGUUAGAGAAGGUAUUUUUCAGAGAACAAUUUUGCCGUCAGAAAGGUAUAGCAAACCUGUCAAAAUGGGUUGCCAAAUUACAUCAAAUAGGACUCAAUCAUUUGGAACGUUGGGUGGUUUCUUUUACCAUGAAGACUUUGGAUUAUGCGGUGUCACGUGUGCACAUGUUGUGUUAGACGAAGCAAUGAUACAUGAUUUAAGAGGAGAAAAGAAAGUUUGGUCAAGAGAAGAGUCGCCAAUGGUUUUCCAUCCAAACACAACACAAGAUGAAUAUAAGCUUGGUCCUGUGAAAGAAGCAGUUUACCGAACUGGAAGUGAAGAUUCAAGUGGUAUCGAUAUUGCUGUUUUCAAAAUAGAAGGUGCAACCCCUGAUUCCGGUUUUUUUCCAGAAGAACCAGAGAUGUGUUUCGAAACUGGAAGAACUCUAGGGACAUCUGAUCUAAAAAAGAAAACACCGGUCUUUAAAUAUGGGCGGACGACCGCACUCACUAGAGGGUAUAUUGAGUUUGAAAAUACCACUGUCCGAAUGAUUAAAUUUGAGCGUAAGUAUACACUUGGCAGCAAUGAGUAUACUUUUCUUUUAAAAAACCAAAUAGAAGUCAGACCUGAAUCAUCUUUAUGCACUCAAUUGUUCAAUGACUUUGGUGAUUCUGGUGCUUUCGUGUUCGUAAAGGACUCUGACAAUCAGUUAGUGUGUAUUGGAAUUUGUGUUGGUAAACUAAAUACAAACGGUGUUGUUAUCCCGAUAACUGCUGUUAAAGGGGAUCUCGGUAUUACAAAGUUUUGUGAUUUUAGAUUGAAUCGUCUUUGUGAGAAAAUCAAGGAAAUGGACAAAAAGCUAGACACGAUUCUAGUAAGGUUGCCUUCAAAUUCAAUGCAAUAAACCAAGAAACGACACAUUACUGUUUGUUCUUAGUCCUGACCUAUGGGGCUAUGGUUAAUUAUAGUGAAACAAAUGUCAAGGUAUGACCGUUUUGAGUCAUUUGAUGACCAUGCUUGUAUCUGUCGGCCAGAAACACGGACGAAUGCGAAUGUCAAAAGUAUUUCCGACAUCGCUGAGAAUUAUUUCCACGUUACCAUUCAGGUCCUGUCUAUUCUUUGGUCUUGGUAAUAAAAAUCGCAUUCUUUGAGAAUGAGACUUGAAAAUAAGACGUGUAAGCGGUACGUGCGUACCGAGGCCAUAAAUGACGAACAAUAUCUUUACGCUGAUUGUGUUUUUGUUGUUGUCUCUUUUUUGUUUAAUUUGUUUUUUUGGGUUUUUUUCC
This is a messenger RNA of Ruditapes philippinarum (Manila clam), 2572 nucleotides long. RefSeq lists its product as uncharacterized. The transcript is spliced from 5 exons. The coding region runs from base 1 to 2190 and encodes 729 amino acids. The record is from RefSeq and is a predicted model, not a curated record. Lineage: Eukaryota; Metazoa; Mollusca; Bivalvia; Venerida; Veneridae.